Molecule: messenger RNA, 2624 nt
Organism: Ectocarpus sp. CCAP 1310/34
Lineage: Eukaryota; Phaeophyceae; Ectocarpales; Ectocarpaceae
Source: the annotation of a GenBank genome assembly
UCUCUCCUUCUCUCUCUCCCUCUCUCUCCCUUUCUUUCUCUCCCGCUCACUCUCCCGAUCCCUUCCUCUCCCUCAACCCCUCUACAGCUGUCGGGGCCGCCGUGCUCUGUCUCCUUCGACCUGAACAGCAGGCGUCAUCCGGCGUCAACAACAAAUGCCUCCAAUGCAACCAGGGCAGCAGCCCAAGCGACGAAGAAGGAGGCGCAGGCCAGGGGAAGAAGAGGAGCCUGUGCUCCGGACCACAUGUGAUGCAUGCACGUCGGCUAAGGUCAAGUGCAACGGCGAGAAGCCAUGCGUGCGCUGCAGCAACAAGAACAUCCAGUGCGAGUAUACGUUCAAGAAGCGCUGCGGCCCGAAGCGGCGCAAGGGCGUCCCCGUGGACAAUAACGGCGGCUUGUUGGCUCCCUACCCGGAUGGCGUGAACGGCAGCAAGUUGGUGGGCCUGAACGAGCACCUCCGCGGGGAGCCCACUACCCUCAACAAGGACGAGGUCGAGUGCGUGGACGUGUUCAUGCAGAACAUCAACUCCUUCUUGCCGCUCACGACGAUAGACACGGUGAUGAGGGCCGCGAAGGCGACUGCCCCUGCGGCCGGCAGCGGGGAGGGCAGCGAGGAGGAGAAUCAGCGUGACACCGAGACCGAGGAGCGCAGCCAGUUCCAUCACGCCGGGAAGGCCAUGCUCCACGGGGCCAUCGCCCUAGGGGCGGAGUUCCUCGAGAAGGAGGAGGUGUCCGUGACGCAUGCCGUGGCUGCCCGGGAUCAGAUCAAGGAGUGCUUCGACGCUGCAGCACCGGAGCUGGUGGCCGCGCACCUAAUCCUGGCGCUGUACUGGACGCACCAGAUGGAUUCUUCCAAGAUCAACCGCUACAUCGGCCUCGCGCACCAGAGCAAUAACAUCAUUAGCGACUCCCCCGGCGCGCUGGUAGCCUCCUUGACAUUCGUCAGCGUUAUUCUCUACGACGCCAAGGUGGUGAGCAGCAUAGGGUGCCUGGUGAAACCGCCGGGGUCGUCGAACCGUGCGGGCAUCCCCUCGUCCAGCAACCCUGCCGCCUGCCAGGAGCGUGUGCUCAACAUCCUGAGCUACGUGUUGCUUGCGAUCCACAACCGAUCGUCGAGGUCCAACCUGGCGGGGAACCCCGCGAUGUCGACCGGGGACUGGGAUCCGAAGGCGAUGACGGAUCACAUCUACGAGGCUAAGGCCCUGCUGGACAAGGGGUCCGCAGGGGGCGGGCCUAACGACAUCUCCCGGUGCAUCGUGGUAGUCCUCCAGGCGUAUUUCCUGCUGCUGACGAAUAACCGCCGGCAGGCCAUCGUGAUCACGGAGCCCCUGGCGGACCUGGUCGCCGACAACCCGCUCGUGCUGCACCUGCCGAUCGUCUGGUCGCUCGUGGGGUGUGUGCGCGUGCUGCUGGACGGGGCGGACCGAACGAUCGCGGUGGAGCGGCUGCAGUCGGCGAUGGCGCCGCUCGCCAACCACCUGGGGUUCUCGACGGACGAGAGCCUGGUCGAGCAGGAGCUAAUGAGCGUCUUCAAUGGCAAGCAAGGGUUGACAAAGCGGAAGGGCGCGACGACCGCACCGUCGUCGGCGGCGGCGGCGGCGGCGGCGGCGGUGGCGGCGGCUUCGGCAGCCACGACUGGCGACAUCCUCGUGAGGAGCAGCAGGGCCCAGACUUCCUCCCUCAACGUGACCGCGCAAGACUACUCCCACCGUGGACGAUCGGCGAUCAACAUGCUCGCCCUGGAGCCUUCGCCGGCCCCACGACGGCGCGGUUUACCCACCUCGGCGACCAGGCAAGGUGUCUCUGCCGCCGGCGGCGGCGGGGGCGGCGGGGUCGCGACAUGCCUCUUGUCGGCGGCGAUGGUAUCCUCCGGGGAACCACCGGUGGAGGCAUCGUCCCCUCCCCCCUCGCGGGCGGGCGCGCUCACCAGGGUGCCGGCGGCCCACGGCCGCUCGCUGUCGAUCCCGGCCCCGUUCGUCCCGAAGCAGUCGAUGCUCCAGCUCGACAUGCCGUUCAUGGGCAGUUGUUUCCUGAACAACAACCCGCCGGCCGCUGUUCAGCCAGGCACGGACGGCUUGUCGGUCAUGAUCAAGGGGGACCUGGGCCUGCCUCAGCAGGGCGGCCACGCCGCCGCGGCCGGGGAGGGCGAGCCGAGAGAGAGGGACGAAGCCCUGCUUAACAAGCUUGUCGCGAGCCGGGCGCAGAUAAUGAGGGAGCAGCGGGAGCAGCAGCAGAGCUUUAGCGCCGACGCGCCGGUGCCGUCGUUGGACGAGGCUGCCGGCGAAGGGAACGGGGUAGGGCUCGAGGACGAGGACGGCCGGCAACAGAGCUUCAAGGCCGACGCUCCCGUUACCCUGGACGACGGCGUCAAGCUCGGGGAGGACCGGAGGGAGCUCAUGGCCAAGCAGCAGGUGCAACAGAGCUUUGUUGCGGACGCCCCGGUGUCUCUCGAGCAGGUGGAGUCGAACAUGGCCCGGUUGGGUGUCUCACAUCCAGACGACGAAGACCAACGCAAUAGAAUCGUGACUUCGAUGGACCUUGAAGUGGCGGCGGAAUUGCUGGCAACCAAGACCACAAGUUUCAUCUCGUAGCGUAAGAGACUCAAUCAUCGUCCACGUGUUUUUU